UUUUAGCGGCCAAUGCAAAACAGAAAAGGCAACAAUUUAAAAUUUGAAGAUUUUCUGUUGUUUUGCGAGUAAUUAUUAACUGAAUGUUGGUCAUUACGUCACAACUAAAAGUUGACCAUCCUCUAGCCAAAGGAAUCACUGGAAUAAAUAGGAAGAAGAAUCUUCAAUACUCACUUAACUUGAUACAAAAACAAUCAACAUCAGACUGCCGGCAUGAUGAGGACUCCAAACGCAGCAAAGGAGCACGCAUUUGAUUUUCCAAGUCAGAUUUUCGUCGUUGAAUUUUCUCCUUUUUGUUGGUCAAAGGAUUUGGUAUGCGUCGGCACCGAAAACUCUGUCGUUCUAGGCGCCGUCCUCUUCCCAGAAGAUCAUGCUUGGGAAGAAACACCCGACAACACCAAGCUGCAGAUGUACAGCCAGUUGAGCGAGUCAGGACGAGUCUCCAAAUCGCAGGAUAUAACUUUUAUUGAGCUUAAAACCUUCAAGCAAAGCCUUCGCCCACAAGCGAUUGCGUGGAGUCCUGACACAACCCUGAGAGGUCUCCCGAGACUUGUGCAUUUUGCAGUUGCGUACAGCGUCUCCACUGUUCCAACUGUCGAAAUUAAAAUGAGCAACAUUAUUAAACUGUACAAAACAGAUCUGUCUGAAAGUGUGACCAUAACAGAUUUGGAGGGGCACCAAAGCUACAUCAAUGCGAUGGCUUUCGAGCCGGAUGGAAAUUUGAUUGCCUCUGUCAGUGACGAUCUCACGUGUAGAAUUUGGAAUACUAGGGAUGAGAGUGAACACCAAAAGCCAGAGAUCAAAAUCAAUCUAAAAUCACCUGGAAUGGCUGUCUGUUGGCACGGAGAAGAACCAGGGAAGUUGCUGGUGGCCGAGAAGAAUGGCCUCAUCCAACUUUUGAAUGUGCAGAACCAGCAGCCCAUGAUGUCCCUCGAUUCUGGCACGACACCGCUCAUGUCAGCCCAUUGGGCUCCGUCGAACAGCAUGUUUGUUUGUGCUCUAGCUGGGGGAGAAAUGAUUGUUUGGGACAUUUCAAAACCAAGCCAACCUCUUGAAGUGCGUCCUGUGCACCCUCAGGGUGGCCGUUGGAUCAAAUUCAGUAGCAACUCCGAUCUGGUUUUGGCCACCAUUGGCAGGCCCGGGCACCAACUCAAAGUGUACAACAUUUCAGCCAAACUUCCAAAAUUAUCUGUUCCACUUCCGAUUGCGUAUGGACUGUCGUGGCACUACCAUUUGCCCUACGUUGCCCUGGGCUGCGAUCAUCAAAUGCUUAUUUGGAAAGUUGCAACUAAGUGAAGACCAUGUUUAAAUCGUGUCAUGAACUUUUUAUGUUUAUUUUCAAUUCUCAGCUUAAAUAAUAUUAAAUUUUCUUUACAAAUUAUAAUAAUAAUAAUACAAUUUUUUGAUAUUUCUUAAAACAUUCCAUAGUCAACGGCUAGUUUGGUCAAGUCCGAUAGGCGCUUUUUCCCCUGCGGAUCAGUGAUGUCUUUGAAUUGGGUCAGCGUGACCAGAUCCACUGGCUCGUUGCCCUCCAUGCGGUCCAAAUCUUGAACGUCCUCUGAUUCGACCAGCGAAAGAGGAACCAACUCGAGAGCGCAUGAAAAUCCGAGCAAACCGUUGACGCGCCACUGGUCUUGCAAUUGCUCCCAAGUCAAUGGGCACUUCGAAACUCCCAGUUCAUGAACUGCGUUACAUAGAAUCUAAAAAGCAGAAAUUAUGGAAGAUAAUAUUAUAAUUUAAAUGUGCAGGUUUUUUACAGAAAUUUAAUUAUAAAAUGCUUUUUUUUUCGAUUAAAAAGUUAUUCUUUCUUACAUUGUAAUAAUUUCUGAGCAGGGCGUCCAUACCACCAGCUGCCUCCCUUUGCUCCUCAGUGGUGCAGGAAAAGAUGAAAAUUGAAAGAUCGGACAUAGGCGAGCAGUAUCUGACUAGCUGGAAGUCGAUCAUCAUGACUUUGUCACUCUUGUCAAAUAAAAAGUUGGUGGACCAUGUG
Molecule: messenger RNA, 1990 nt
Organism: Neocloeon triangulifer
Lineage: Eukaryota; Metazoa; Arthropoda; Insecta; Ephemeroptera; Baetidae
Gene: Nup37
Product: nucleoporin Nup37
Exons: 7
Coding region: 214-1296 (360 amino acids)
Cellular component (GO): nuclear pore outer ring
Molecular function (GO): protein binding
Source: RefSeq, a predicted model, not a curated record